Messenger RNA from Scutellospora calospora, 278 nucleotides. The record is from the annotation of a GenBank genome assembly. NCBI's taxonomy places the organism in Eukaryota, Fungi, Glomeromycota, Glomeromycetes, Diversisporales, Gigasporaceae.
AUGGACAGCGACUUACAAGAAGGGUGGUCGGAGGUGGAGCCAACUUCGCAGCAAGGGUUAAAGAGUAGUCUUGAGCAUAUGUCAGUGGAAACUCUAAAGGUGUUAUGCCAGGCAGAAGGCUUAUUGGAGAUUGAGACUAAAAGGGAGUUAGUUGUGAGGUUAGUGGGAAGAGUGGUUAGUAAGGUAAAAGGGAAAGGAAGAGCAAAGGGUAGUAGUCAGGAUAGGGAUAUGUGGGAUGAGAGGUUGAGCUUUGAGUCGAACGACAUAAUUCAGGAUAG